Symbiodinium natans is the source of this 1107-nucleotide messenger RNA. The record is from the annotation of a GenBank genome assembly. NCBI's taxonomy places the organism in Eukaryota, Dinophyceae, Suessiales, Symbiodiniaceae.
AUGGAGCCACACCGCCUGCCCAUGCUGAUGAGACUGGGAGAUGCUUCAUCACUUGCAACCAAUCGUGGCUUCCGUCGGGUCGCCCUUCUUGCCGGGGCCAGCCUGGCGCCCUUCGUGCUAUUCGCGCUUGGGUUCUCUUUCCCGAUUCGCUGCCUGGGCGACUGCUUGGCUCAAGAGUCCCUGCGCUGCCUGCUGAUGUCAUUGUGGUUCCCCACUGAGAUCGAGCUGAACCAUUAUGCGCUACGAAGCCGCGAGGAGUUCGUCCACCGCAGAGCCUCGAGGCUGCAUGCAGAUGGGCUUGAAGACAGCCAGUUGACAGCAGAAUUUGUGAAGCGGGAGGAGCGGGAGCAUAUGAGUUCUUGCCAGACUCCCGGUCGCCAGAUGCGCUUCCUGCCUGUCAUGGAUGCCUUCCGGAGCAUGACAUGGCCCGAGAGGCAGCGCCGUUUUCACACCUUCGAGUAUAAAGGCAGGAGCCACUUCAUCACAGCCGUUCUCGAGGUGAAUCUGGCGACCUCUGAGGAUGAGUAUCUGCUUGAGUGGAUCGAUUUUCAUUCAGCCGCAGGGAUGGACCACUUCGUCAUCUAUGAUGCCAAGAAUCUCACUUCCACUCGGCAGUUGGUGGAGCCCUACACUGCACGGGGCAUUGUGGAUCUAUGGCCUUGCCGCCCGACGGCCAGCGGCAGCUGCGUCCCAAUUGACGAGCUCGCGCCUGGAAAUAGGCUGCAGGAACGCGACUUUCGGAUGUUCGCAGUGACUAGCAUUGCCAGGCAGAAGUCAUCCUUCUGGAUCGCGCAGCUGGACCUGGAUGAGUUCAUGUUUCCACGUCGCAUAUCUUCAUUGAGGGACCUACUGUGGCCGGAGACACAGCCAGACGGGGUGCAGAUGUUCUUCGUCUGGCAGCUGAACCACGGCUCUGCAGGAUGGAUAACAAAGCCUCCAAUGCGACAGAUUGAGGCGUACACAAGGUGCUCGCAGCAGCGGGAUUGGAAUGGAAAGAGCAUUGCGCAGGCUGACAGCAUACAACUGACUGGCCCGAAGCGCUACACUGGGGAUCCGCAUCGCCUGGUCCCGGAAGAUUCGCAGGGAGUCAAAGCAGCCUGGCGAUGA